AUGGAGGUUUCACUAGACAACAAUAAUGAAAACAAACAAAUCAGCAUGGAUCAAGCGCUUGAAAAAAUCGAAGGAGAUAUUAAUAAAGCUGUAAAUUCGAUAAGAAUAGCUAGCGUUUCUCUCCUCAGUUGUUAUACUGAAAAUGCCUCAUCUGUAGAAGAAUUUACCAAACUUCGUCGUUCGGUCACUACAACAGCGAAGAUAUACUGUAAUUAUGUCAUGCCUUUUUCUGGAUUGGUUAUUCGAAAUAUAAAAUCAUUUCUUGAAGACUACAUUGAUUUUACUCUUGAGGAGUUUGAAGAAUAUCUUGAUGACAAAAAAAGUGAUGCAGAACAGUAUGGAAAAUUGUGUCAAUAUACCUUGGAACUUCAUCAAAAUCUUCUCACUGAUUUUUUUAAAACACAAAGUGAUGCUCUUGAAGUUUGCAAAAUAUUAAAAUUAAAAUGUAAAGAGUUUGAAACAGAAAGAGUUAAACUUAAACACAAACAUGAUGUAGCAGCUGGCGUUGCUAUUGGUUUAGCUAUGAUUCCUUAUGUUAAUUUGAUUGCUUCACCAGCAAUUGGUUACCUAGCAAAUGAAUGGAAAAAGAAAUCAAUUGCAAGGAAGGAAGAAUCAUUUAUUGCAGCCGCAGCGGCUAGUUGUAUUAAUGAUUAUUUAAUUAGUUCCAUUCAAGAAUAUAUUGUUGCUAUGACGGAAAUCUCGGGAUUUUUUAAGGUGAUGGAAGGAGAUUUAUCUACACUUGUUGAGCAUCAUGAACAUGAUAAAAUCAAAAAGCACUAUAUUAAAGUUAAAGCAAUAUCAAAACGUAUUAUCGAAUCUUGCGACUCAUACACAAGAAGCAUACCUGAAUGCGAAGCCAGUCUCAAGGCAAUUAAUAAUGAUUAUGAUAGUAAUUACGUUCAAAAAUGGUUUAGAAUGACCAAAAAUAAAAAAGGGCAAACUUUGCUCGAAAUGGGUAAAGAGUUAUCUCAGUAUAAUAAUAAGAUUAUCGGUAUCUUUGGUAAUAUGAAUAUCACAGUUAAUUAA
Dentiscutata erythropus is the source of this 1026-nucleotide messenger RNA. The record is from the annotation of a GenBank genome assembly. Lineage: Eukaryota; Fungi; Glomeromycota; Glomeromycetes; Diversisporales; Gigasporaceae.